Spodoptera exigua (beet armyworm) is the source of this 1455-nucleotide messenger RNA. The record is from the annotation of a GenBank genome assembly. Lineage: Eukaryota; Metazoa; Arthropoda; Insecta; Lepidoptera; Noctuidae.
GUUCGAGUCCGACCGCCGCCACGGUUGGACGUAUGUCUAAAUGGGCGAACUGCAAUACCCAGGGGCUCCAAGCGUUGCUGAUGACGAGAGACAGUACAGAGCGCCUUUCCGUCGGGCGCCUCAGUACAGGUGGCCCGCGCCACAGGCACCUCAGCCCUCGGCCUUCGCCCCCUGGAGAAGGGCGCCGGCGCCACCACGGCCUCCGGACUACCGUAGGAGUGCAUCGUAUCCUGGUAAACCUGAUGAGACUUACCAAGAAAGAAGCGGUUUAGACAAUAUGCGAUCGCUAGAACAUUACUUAACUGACAUAAUGAGAGCCGACACGUCAGAACACAUGAAAGGCAAGUCGCCGUUCUUUCCCGGCGUGGAGGAGGCGGCAGUUGCGGGGGGCGCGGCCGGAGCGGGCUCGCCCUCCGUGCCCGACCAGGCACAGGAUGUGGUCUCUAGGCUCUCGGCGGCCGGGCUGUCAAUGUGCGUAAGCGCGCUCGGCUCUCCGGCCCGGUCGUCGCCCGUGUCCGCCGGUUCCGAGCACGGAGAGCGAUUCAGCCGAAAGGUGUUCGUGGGCGGAUUGCCACCGGAUAUCGAUGAGGAUGAAAUAACGUCGUCAUUCCGUCGCUUCGGGCCGCUCGUUGUGGACUGGCCUCACAAAGCAGAGAGCAAGAGUUAUUUCCCCCCCAAGGGUUACGCGUUUCUACUGUUUCAGGACGAGAGCUCAGUAGCGGCUCUAAUGGAGGCCUGUAUAACGGACGACGACAAGUUGUACUUGUGUGUCUCGUCGCCCACGAUCCGCGACAAGCCAGUGCAGAUCCGACCUUGGAGGCUCGCUGAUGCAGACUUCGUGUUGGACGCCAGCAUGCCCCUCGACCCUCGGAAGACGGUGUUCGUUGGAGGAGUGCCGCGUCCGCUAAAGGCCGUGGAGCUGGCGAUGAUAAUGGACCGGUUCUACGGCGGUGUCUGCUACGCUGGAAUCGACACUGAUCCCGAGCUCAAGUACCCCAAGGGCGCUGGUCGCGUGGCGUUCUCCAACCAGCAGUCGUACAUCGCGGCCAUCUCGGCGCGCUUUGUGCAGCUACAGCAUGGGGACAUCGACAAGCGGGUCGAGGUGAAGCCGUACGUGUUGGACGACCAGAUGUGUGACGAGUGCGCCGGCGCUCGCUGCGGAUCCAAGUUCGCGCCCUUCUUCUGCGCCAACGUCACCUGUCUGCAGUACUACUGCGAGCACUGCUGGGCCACGAUCCACUCGCGACCGGGGCGUGAGUUCCACAAGCCGCUCGUCAAGGAAGGAGCCGACCGGCCCCGCGCCGUGCCCUUCCGCUGGUGUUAGUGACCUAUUACCGGCAUUACCCGCCGACACGAGGGACUAGCCUGUUUUGACUAACCAAACGGGUAGAUUUUAGACAGGAUAGGACAGAUUUAGGCUGGAUUUUUCUAUCUAUAUGAUGAUCUAGACAAAAU